Neoarthrinium moseri is the source of this 2262-nucleotide messenger RNA. RefSeq lists its product as uncharacterized. Gene Ontology annotation, cellular component: Swr1 complex. NCBI's taxonomy places the organism in Eukaryota, Fungi, Ascomycota, Sordariomycetes, Amphisphaeriales, Apiosporaceae. The coding region runs from base 1 to 2262 and encodes 753 amino acids. Gene Ontology annotation, biological process: chromatin remodeling. The transcript has 2 exons. Gene Ontology annotation, molecular function: ATP-dependent H2AZ histone chaperone activity. The record is from RefSeq and is a predicted model, not a curated record.
AUGACUUCGGAGAGGAAGCGCAAGAACCCUCCUCGCGGCGCCGCCAGCAGGGUCGAGCAUGUCGCCAAGAAGCGCACCUCGACGCCGCCUGAGAGGUCCUUGACGCCCGCUCCAGCGCCGACGCCCACACCCGCCCCCGAACCCGUCGUCGAGGAGCCCCAAUUGCCCAAGUCGGUACAGCCUGGAAACCCCUUGCCUACCGUCGAGAACGCCCAACCGGACGACUUGUCCAGCAAGGAAUACCAGUCCAUUCAAGAGAGUGGAGUUCUCGUCGAGUCCCUCACCCGGUCGCGGCAGAAAUGGAUCAACGAAGGCAUAUUCGAGAAGUACUGGACGAAGCCCGUCAAGCGAAAGGGUGUGGUCAAGGAGGAGCCCAACAACCCCCCAAAGGACAGCAUGCAGAAGAUUGGCAGCAUAAUCAUCAGCAUUGAGCCGCAUGUGCUGGAGGCCACCAUGUUUGGCGUCAAGGACAACUCCAAACCUCCUGUGCCCACCACAAACUCGGCCUUCCGCCCCGUCAUGCAGUAUGGCCCUCCGAACGGCGUCAUGCCCCCUCCCCCGAAGCCACCCACACCUGUUCCCACCACGCCCUCGACGCCCUCGGCCGUGCCCGCAUCACCCUCCCAGGCUCCACCACAACCGACCGUACCGGCAUCACCUUCCCAGCGAGCUCCUUCACAGCCGCCGACCCAGGCUGGUGCGUCUGCGCCCGCCCCGGUGCUGGCCCGACCACCAACUCCAUCACAACCCCAGCCGAUGGCUCAGAUGCAGCAGCCUGAACCGCAGAGGGCAACGCCGGCAACCACUGCUCCAAGUCCCAGCCAUCUGCCGGUGGUUUCUGCCUACGCAGCGCCACCAGGAUCGGUACUGGCACCUCCAGGAGCGCCGCAGCCCCCACCUGCACUGCAGCCGCCGAUGAGGUCACCUGCUCCCCAUGGAGUGCCAACACAGCCUUUGGCUUCUCCGAUUAGUGCGCCAGCUCAACCUGGCGUAGCACGGCCACCACAGGCUCCGAGCGCCAGUCCGACGACGGGAGGUCCGUUGGCUGCCCCUGGACCUCCGAAACCAGCAACGCCGAGUUCGAAACCUGCAGCGCCAGCACCUUCGGGUGCCGACCCUAUCAUUGUCACAUUGGCCGAAAAGGCAUCGGAGGAUCCCCAUCUACGAGAUCUGAUGAAGCGUGUAGCUGUGGGCGAUGCAGCGCCGCAUGAACUAUCGCACUUCCAGAAGAUCAUCGAUCAGAUCACUGCCGAGUACAGAAAGAAGGGAGGUCAACAAGGCCCAUCCGCUGACAGACUUCUUGUCGACGGACGCACCGUCAAGUAUUUUGCCGACGAAGUGCGAGCUAUUUUGGACAUUGUGCUGUCCUCGAACCCAAACCAGAAAGGUUCGGAUCUGAGGCAGCCACCUGGUUCUGAUGCGCUGGUCAUCUUGCUGGUCAAGCGAGCAUUGGAUGACCACACAACAAGGAACAUGGUACGCCGAGUUGCCGAGAACAAAACCAAGUUCUCCGAUGCCACGGACUUGAAGGGCAUCCUGGACAAACUGAAAGAUCAGCUGCCCAAGCCAGGUUCUAAGACUCCUCAAACGCCUUUAUCCAACCCAGGCCAGGGCCAAGUCAAUGGAGCGGUCGCGAGAAAACCUUCGAUUUCCCAAUCGCCCGUGGCCACACCGACUUCCCAGCAAGCCUUGCGCUCCAAGGGGCCCCCACCCAGUUUCAAGACUGAGUACUCUGCUAUUGUGCUCGAGUUCUCGGGCGGAACAGGCGACAGAUAUCUGUUCCCGAAAUACAGUAUCCUGGAGUACCAGCCGGGCGCUUCUCAGGUUCUCGUAUCAUUUCUUAUCGUCAGGAAGGGGAGUAAGUCGGAGUACGGCGGCGAUCCCGCCUUGGACUACUAUCAGCCCAUGACGAUUCGAAUCACUUCGCCGUCAGGCAAGUACCUGGAGCAGCUGGCCCGAGUGGUUGCUCCCCAGGACGAGGUGAGACGCUACAUGGACGAUGUCAUGGACAAUAUGACGCGAGCUGAGUAUAUCCUACUGGCCAUGCGUCUGCCGCGGCCAGACAAGGAGGACCAAACAGAAGAUCGCGUCGGAACACCGAAGGUCGAUGGGCAGCAGCAGCCCCAACCUCAGCCUCAACCUCAACAAGGCGUGUUGUGGACUACCAAGGCUGCUCCUGCAAAACUGCCAUCACUUCAGCCGGGCGGCAAAGUACUUGGCGAGGAUGAGCAGUACCAGAAUUUUAUCGCCACCGUUAGCUAG